Messenger RNA from Prorocentrum cordatum, 1512 nucleotides. The record is from the annotation of a GenBank genome assembly. Lineage: Eukaryota; Dinophyceae; Prorocentrales; Prorocentraceae.
AUGGGAACCAGGGGGGUUCGUUUGCCGUCGGCGUCCAGCCAAGCAACGGUAGAGAGCUAUGUUACCGACAUGACCUCACAGCUGCCCGCGCACUUCGCUUUCGCAACCCUGGUGCCGUGGAGAUCGCCGCAGCGACCUAGCAAGCUCGUUUCACCAGGCUCAGGAUCCGCGGGCCAUUGGGACACAGAGUGGAUCGCGUCUCUGGCGUCUGAGUGCACAAGCUUGCUGGUGCCAUGCACGUUCGAAACGCGGUACGAGAAGUCAAUGAUGAAGAAGUUGAUGGAACAGCUCGAGACGCAUCGUGACCUCUGCGUGUUUCUGCUGCAGCUGAUUGAGGUCCCGGGUGAACUGAGCCGGGAACACGUGCAGGCGGUCAUGGCGCGUCACGACGCGCUUCUGGCCGUCGGUGCUGAUGGGGUGUUGCUGGAUCCUGGUGACAACCCAGAUGAGCUGCUCCGAAAACUCGACAUCGAGCGGUCUUGGCUCGAAGCGACUGAGAGGCGUGCAUAUUCGAUGAUCGCUUUCGGCGACGACAAUUUCCAGUGCAUUGUGGACUAUCACCACAAGCUGCUCUGGGAGUCCGUCCCGAAAGCUCUGAUGCCCGAUUUCGACCCAAUCGAUCGCACCCUCGUGGAGACGGCCAACAGGGUGGGCGAUUACGAACUGACCAAUCGUUUUAACACCAGGAGCGGCACCGUAUGGCUUGCCGAGCGGAGCGAGUCUGAGCGAGUUGUCCUCAAGGUCUACGACAAGUCGGACCUCGUAUCUGCUGCAGACCUGGAGUGCAUCCAUCGCGAAUUGUGUUUCUUGAGGGACAUGCUGAGGCACCCGCACAUCGUCCGUUACUGUAACAUGUGCCAUAGUUUCUCCUGCGUGUACUUGGCCCUCGAAUUUGGGGGCAUGCAGAAUCUGCACGCGCGCCUCGUGGACCAGCCUGGGUACCGCCUCGACUUGGAGGAUGCUAUGGACUGCGCAACGCAGAUAGCAAAGGCGCUGGCCUACUGUCACUCAAGGGACGUCGUGCACAGACAAGUGUCUCUGGAGCACAUCGUCGUGGAGGACCAGUCUGAAACGCUUUUCUGUCGCAUGGUGGACUUCUACCAGGCGGCGCUCCGCCCAGAGUCGACGCCGUCGACCACGCUGUGCGGAGACCUGCCGUGCAUCGCCCCAGAGGUGGCCCUGGACGAGUCGUACUUUGCCAAGCCUGCGGACUGCUGGAGCCUCGGGGUGGUGCUCCUCGAGGCCGCCGGGGGCCUGGGCUCGAUGAGGCAGGCGGUCCGCUGGCGGGAGGAUGCGGAGCUGACGCCCACCGCCAGAAGGAUCGGAACUUCUUCUCCCGCGAAGGCAGCCACGCUCGCGCACUGGCGGCCAUGGGCGGAGUGCGCAGCGAGCCCGUGUUGGCCAAGCUGUCCGCACUUCUCGAGCCGACGCCUACGGCACGGGCGGCCAUGUGCGCCAUCGCGCAGUCCUCCGUCUAGACCCGCGGCGCCUCGGAGGGCCCCUGGAGCUUGA